AUGAAGUACAUUACACCUCUGGCACUCUUUGCCAUCGCCCUUUUCUCCUCCACUGCUAACGCAGCACUCGACCUCUGUCCCAGAAACGACAAGUUUGUCUUCCCCGAACCCUAUCAUGACUCGGAACACGAGAUCUGCCUCGACAUCAGGGGAGAAUUCAAGGUCGAUAUGCCAGCUGGUUCCGAAAUCGUCUUCCUUGCCAAGAAAGGCGACAUCAAGAGGACCUGGAGUGUGGAUCUCUAUCUCAACGGGGGUGCGCUGAGGCUCCCAGAGAGCGAUAGACAGCCCAUUCCUAAGGGUUUCAGCGGCACAGUCCGGGUCUGUUCCUACCUUCCGAGCGAAUUCAAAUACAUCAAGCAAACCGAAAUCCAGUUCGGAGUACAGAUCCUUCGUCCUGGCAAGCAGAUUGCCAUUUGUCUUGGUGGCGAUCUUAAACUCCUGUAG
Messenger RNA from Linnemannia hyalina, 444 nucleotides. Lineage: Eukaryota; Fungi; Mortierellomycota; Mortierellomycetes; Mortierellales; Mortierellaceae. The record is from the annotation of a GenBank genome assembly.